AUGCCAAUCAGUGAGGACGAUUUGCGCGCAAAGCUUCAAACGCUCAACCCCGAGCACUUGGAAGUCACUGAUGAAUCGGAUGGAUGUGGUGCUAAAUUUCAACUUGUCAUCGUGUCAGAAGUAUUCAAAGGAAAAACUACGUUGGCGAGUCAUCGAUUAGUUCAAGACUCGAUCAAAGAAGAGAUGCCACAAAUUCACGCGGUUUCGAUAAAAACAUUUACACCGGAGAAAUGGACAGCGCAAAAGAAUGCA
Messenger RNA from Mesorhabditis belari, 252 nucleotides. The record is from the annotation of a GenBank genome assembly. NCBI's taxonomy places the organism in Eukaryota, Metazoa, Nematoda, Chromadorea, Rhabditida, Rhabditidae.